This is a messenger RNA of Perognathus longimembris pacificus (Pacific pocket mouse), 1285 nucleotides long. It is a transcript of the gene Cdc42se1, whose product is annotated as CDC42 small effector 1. Gene Ontology annotation, biological process: regulation of Rho protein signal transduction. Gene Ontology annotation, molecular function: small GTPase binding. The transcript has 5 exons. The coding region runs from base 416 to 655 and encodes 79 amino acids. Gene Ontology annotation, cellular component: plasma membrane. NCBI's taxonomy places the organism in Eukaryota, Metazoa, Chordata, Mammalia, Rodentia, Heteromyidae. The record is from RefSeq and is a predicted model, not a curated record.
GGAGGGCCGCGCUGGCGCGGUGCGCAGGCCGAGGCCGCCGGAGCGUGGAGGGGAGGAGGUGAUUGGGGCGCGGGGGGUGGGGGGUGGGGAAGGUAUAGGAAGGACCGGAGACUUCGCCGAGCUCCCCUAACCGCAGUGGUGGCCUGUGCCUGACAAAAUGAAGUGUAGCUGGGAUUCCAAAUCUGAGGAAGACAGCCUUGUUCCUGCCUGCCCACCCUUCUCUCUGGCCCUGUUUCUGUCUCGGAGUCUGAGACCCUGACUUCAUUGCCUGAGGAGUUCACCCUGUCCACAGCCAUCCAGCCGAGGGAACCCAGAGUGCCCUUACGUUCCAAGAGCAAGGAGCGGGUGGGCCAGGGCACCAGAGCAGUUGCCCUCUGGGGCCUCCGGCACAGUGAAGCUGGAACCAUCAGGGAAUAUGAGUGAAUUCUGGCAUAAAUUGGGCUGCUGUGUGGUAGAGAAACCCCAGCCGAAGAAGAAGAGAAGACGGAUUGACCGAACCAUGAUUGGGGAACCAAUGAAUUUUGUCCACCUGACUCACAUUGGCUCUGGGGAGAUGGGGGCUGGAGAUGGACUUGCUAUGACAGGUGCAGUUCAGGAGCAGAUGAGAUCCAAAGGAAAUCGAGACCGGCCAUGGAGCAAUUCUAGGGGCUUGUAGCUCCCAUGGGAAUGGUUCUGCUAUCUUGAAGCUCCCACUCUGUGUCCAGCCCAGAAGAAAUGCUGCCCCCAUCGGAUCCCUUCUAGAACCAGUGACCUAAGGGUCCUUCUUCCCUAUCUGCCUAACAGUGCCUCAAAAGGUGUGGGGGCUGGACUCCCUCUACUUCCUCUGGCCAUCGCCCCUCCUGGAGAUGGGGUCAAGGCAGCAGGACUGACCACAUGACUACCCGUUGGCCAGAGGAGCUCACCCGAAGCCCUGGGUACCCUAGAUCUGAGCUAGGAGUUCUGUGGAAACCUGGAAUGAGUUCCCCUCUCCUGAAUGAUGGUCUGGGUGCCAACAGUCCUAAACUUUUUAUCUUGAAUUCCUUAAACGGGGCAGGUAGUAGGUGAGAUUACCAAAGCAAAGUCAGCUUUGCUGAGAAGCUCCUUACUUCCUUGUCCUCUUUCCUUCUGGAAUGAGCUAAAGCAGAUAUCAAGGGGCUGGAAGGGUGACCACUGCCUAGUCUACUCUUUCUCUUCAGAUUUCAGACCUUAAGCUCCUCAGUUCACUCUCCAGUAUCAGGGUUUUUCUCUAGUUAGGCCUCUAACCCUGUUUCUAUAGCAUUACUAGCACCCCAGCAAUGUUCCCUUU